This is a messenger RNA of Electrophorus electricus (electric eel), 3159 nucleotides long. RefSeq names its product nucleotidyltransferase MB21D2. The record is from RefSeq and is a predicted model, not a curated record. Lineage: Eukaryota; Metazoa; Chordata; Actinopteri; Gymnotiformes; Gymnotidae.
AUGGCGGCGCCUGCCCUGAACAACCGGGCCGGCUCCGUUAGUAGCCUCGGCAACAGCCCCACCGCCACCCCCGGCCCCACUAGCAACAAACUCCCCUUGCCGAGCUAUCCCGAGAUAGACUUCAGGUCAGGAGCCAGGAUAGACGAGCUGAACCGCCUGAUUUCCGAAUUUAGUAAACACGAGCAGCGCGAAUACGACGACCAGCGCGCUCUGGAGAUCCACACGGCGAAGGACUUCAUCUUCUCUAUGCUUGGCAUGGUGCAGAAAUUGGACCAGAAGCUGCCGGUGGCCAAUGAGUACCUGCUGCUGUCAGGCGGCGUGCGUGAGGGCGUGGUGGACAUGGAUGUGGACGAGCUAGUGGCGUACGUGCGUGGUGCCGACUACGACAUGGACUUCACGCUGCUGGUGCCCGCCCUCAAACUGCAUGACCGCAACCAGCCGGUCACGCUCGACAUGCGCCAGUCUGCCCUGGGUCACACCUGGCUCAGCCUGCGCCUGUUCGACGAGGGCACCAUCAACCGGUGGAAGGAGUGUUGCGUGGGGGCGGAGCCGGAGGCAGGGCCAGAGGGCGCCACCGGCCACUUCUUCUCGCCCACGCGGGUGUCCGAGUGGUUCCACGAGGCGGUGGGCUCUGUGCUGCAGGAGCUGCGCCACAGGCCGCAGAGGGGCAUGCCACGGGUGGAGAAGGCGGAGCGCGGCGGCGCAGUGACCUCCAUCGUGCUGGCGGCGGGCGGCAGCCGCGUGCUGUACGACGUGGUGCCGGUGGUGUCGUUCAAGGGAUGGCCAGCUGUGGCGCAGGCCUGGCUGAUGGAGAACCACUUCUGGGAUGGCAAGAUCACGGAGGAGGAGGUGAUCGGCGGGUUCUACCUGCUGCCCGCCUGCUCGGCUGCCGGCCGGCGCGAGGCCGAGUGGCGCCUGUCAUUCGCUCGCAGCGAGGUGCAGCUAAAGAAGUGCAUCCCAUCCGGCCUGAUGCAGGCCUACCAGGCCUGCAAGGCGUUGGCGGCCAAGCUGCUGGUGAGGCCCGAGGCUGUGGGGCCGUACCACCUGCGCUCGCUCAUGCUUUGGGCGUGCGACCGCCUACCGCCUGCCUACCUGGCCCAGGAGGGCAACUCCGCGCACUUCCUGCUAGGCCUGCUGGACGACCUGCAGCACUGCCUGGUUAACCGGGCGUGUCCCAACUACUUCAUCCCGCAGCGCAACAUGCUGGCGCACCUGAGCGAGGCGGCGGCCGUGCUGCACGCGCGGCGCCUCUCGUCGGUGCGCUCCGACCCAGCCGAGCACCUGCGAGGCGCCAUCGAGCACGCCCGCACUGCCUCACGCCUCCCGCCCGAGCAACCCUGCCUGCCCUCGCCGCAGGACGGCCCCCCCGCUGCCGACCCCGCCCCCGACGACCGCCUCGCCAAGAAGCUGCAGCAGCUAGUGACAGAAAACCCUGGCAAGUCCAUCUCCGUCUUCAUCAACCCUGACGACGUCACACGGCCACACUUCCGAAUCGACGACAAGUUCUUCUGAACCCUGCCUCUGCUCCCACCCACCCACCAAUUUCCACUAUAACUCUCACUAAGUUAUUUUCAGGAUUGAAUCCUGAACAGGAUUAUCAUUGCGGUUUUGGCUCACCGUGCCAGCAAUUCUGAUGGACAUCCUCGGUCUGUGAACGAAAGAAUGUAGUACACUCAGCAAAAUGAGAGGGGGACCAAUGAGAGAGAGAGUGAGCGAGAGGGAGUAAAGAGAAGUACUCUGUCUGUAUAGUUGUUAUGGAGAGUUGUGCGGCACCUUGGGAGGCAGCCUCAGCUGGCCCUUAAUUGGAUGCCUCAAAGGGAUGGUGAUGGUUUAUGAUUGUCGCUUUGCCUAAAUGAAGCGUAAUCAGUUCUUGGAACAUUCAGUGUCAGGGACUGAUCUCAGAUCAGCACUCAAUCAGCUGCCUGAAAGAGUGCUUGUGUGUGUAUUUAGAGAGGAGGGCAUUAGAAAGGAGAGGGAUGAGAGAUUUUUGUGAGCAUGUUUUAGGAAUCGGGGUAGGAUGGGAUCGGUGAACACCGUUAGGUGCAUUAUUCCCAUACAUGCUCAGAUAUGACAAACUUUAUACCUACAGAGCAGGGCAAUGGUGAGCUGCUCCUGAUUUUUCUUGAAUAUUCCAAACAGAGAAAAAGAUGCUUAGUCUGGAUAGAAAUCAGAAUACCUCUAGGUCUCAUAAAGUAGUUAGAGAAACACACACACGUACAUUUGCAUGUUAUGCACUUGUUUCCCAGACCAAAAUUAAACCUAAACCUAAACUAAAAAGAUGUUCAGUGGUGAAUCACCACUGAAAAUACCAUGUCCAAGACUAGCCUUAAUCCAUGAGUCUAAGCCUAACAUUUAUGUAAUGGCCACGUCACCACCAUACUAGAUCAGACUGUACAAACCCUCCCUGACUACUGUUAAUGAGGAAGCAUUGACACAUGUCACAUUCUGAGGCUUUCUCUCCUAGCUGCUGUGUAGAUCUCUGCUUCUCUUUUGCCUAACAGAAUGCUGAAUGCCAUCGGAGACUUAUUGUAUGUCCUGUAUCUGCUGCUAAACAUGCAAAUGGUUAUAACCUUUCUUUGCUAAGGAUUUUAAUUGUUGAGUGUUUAUUUGAGCUGCGUCGUACCUGUGUACAUAUUGCUGUAAAUAUUGGGCUCCCCCUACAUCACUUACAUAUACCAAUCGGCUUGUCUCCUGUCACCAGUCACACAAUUCCAAUUUUGGCAUAAUCAGUCAGAAUGAGGAUCAACUCUCAGUGUCUACAGGGACCACUCGUGCUGCCUUAUCAUUGAUGUUAGCUAGUGGGGCUAUUUUAUUCAAAUGAAGACAGAUGUUACAGUGAGCAUGCGAGUGUGUGUGUGUGUGUGUGUGUGUGUGUGUGUGUGUGUGUGUGUGUGUGUGUGUGUGUGUGUGUGUGUGUGUGUGUGUGUGUGUGUGGUUUUUGACCUCUGGUGUUAAUGGACUUUUAAAUGGAAUGCUUUUGUUCUGGUUUAGUUAUUUAAACAAUUAUACCAAACUAAUGGAGUCACUUUAAUUUUAUUUAUAAAUGUCACAGAUAUCAAACCUGAUUGUGUGUUGCUUGAUAUGCUUACGUUUCAUAAGAACAAUGCAGUGCAGUGUAUAUUGAUCUUUAUAUGUUUGUUUGCAAAAUAAAUUUGUACA